CGUCACACGCAGGUUGUUGUUCUAGAUGUAGCGCGCGUGCCUCCUGCCUAUUGCCUCCUAUCUGGGAGAGCGGCCGCACGGACUUAGCCGACGCGGAAAAUGGUGAUCGUUUGGAAACGCAGACUGGACGUCAUCGUUUGUCCUUCAAGUCCAUUAGGUCCAGCUCUGGUGCCUCUGGUCUUAUUGCCCUGCCGUCUGCCAGCAGUACCUUUGAAGUAGGUGCAAAUGCCAAGCACUUAAAACACCGCACAGACGAGUCUGCUACCUCUCACAGGACAGUGAGAAAUUCGGAUUGCCAUGGGAAACCAACUGACAGAGAUUGCUCCCAACACACCAUUCCUGCCAAACUUCCAGUGUCUGCAUGUGGUGGUCAUCGGGUUGGACUCAGCUGGUAAAACCUCCCUUCUUUACAGACUCAAGCUGAAGGAGUUUGUGAAGACCAUUCCUACCAAAGGCUUUAACACGGAGAAGAUCAAAGUGCCUGUGGGCAAUGGCCGAGCCAUUACUUUCCAGGUGUGGGACGUGGGUGGUCAGGAUAAGCUGCGGCCGUUGUGGAAGUCGUACACACGGCGCACGGACGGCAUGGUCUUCGUAGUUGACUCCACUGAAGCUGAGCGCAUGGAGGAGGCCAAGGUGGAGCUGCACAAGAUCACACGCACGUCAGAGAACCAGGGUGUGCCGGUUCUCGUGUUGGCUAACAAACAGGAUCUUCCGGUUGCGUUGGCUGUCAGUGAGGUGGAGAAGGUUUUGGCUGUGCAUGAACUGAGUGCCAACACCCUUCAUCAUGUGCAGGGCUGCAGUGCUGUGGAUGGCCAAGGUCUUCAGCCAGGACUAGAGAAACUGUAUGAGAUGAUCCUCAAAAGGAAAAAAAUGGUGAGGCACAGCAAGAAAAAGAGAUGAGCUUAGGGAUCCUUUCAGGACACUGAUAUGUCACUUGUGCACCUCCACAAUGGUCUUGAUAUUUUUGCAGGAUUUUGCAGCGAAUCUCUAAACAAAGGAAUCGCUCCAGAUGGCCAUUGGGGUCAGGAGAAAAUGGAUUUGACCUUUAUGUGUCACACAGUAUUGAACUGCUUUCUUCUAUACUUAGUAUUUGCUGGGCAGCUGCCCUUUGUAUCUGAGGAAUCUGCAAUAGAUCUGAUAGGCUGUAGUAUCAACAGAAUUUAAGCCUAUAAAGCCUAUGCCUUUUGUUCAUAUGUGUGUCCUCCAGGAAGGGAAAGCCUUGCGGACCAUAGCUUGGCAACACCUUGAUUUUCUUUCAGCGACACCUCACAAAAACGCCUUUUAUUUCAGUUUUCUUAGACGGAUUGCCAGUGCUGAUAGAAUAAGACAGUAUAUAAAUGUUUAUGUUAAGCUAGUUGUGGAAGUAACUUUGGAAAUUAAACCUGUUCACACUUAAGGCAAGUUUUAGUUGGGAAACCUGUUUGUUUUCACAUGUUGUAAAUAUAAUUGUUUUUUUUGUAAUGCUAAGGAAUGAAUAAAUUAUAGAUGACUUUGACACAAAUUAAGCAUAAAAACAUCUCUUAAUUUAGUUAAUGGAAAAAUGUUUGUUUGGACUUCCAGGAAGGACCAUUUAGGACACCAGUUUCAGUCUGAGGGAUUAGAAAUAUGGAGCACCUAGCUAGAAGGCAAUCCAGCAAGACCAGAGCCUUCUCCUUGCAUAUUGCUUUGUUGGAGAAUCAAUAGGCCUUUGAUAUUCAGAGGUAUCAAAUGUAUCAGAGUUUCAUUUGCUGUGCACUGCCUUCAGCUAGGAAUUUUACCCUGUUUAACAUAUCUACUAGAUUAGAACGUACAUAGAGCUGUGUCCUUGGGUGAUGAAACAUUACACCAAAAUAGCAGUCGUCAUAAACCUAUUUAUAGAUGCAGCGCUUGUGAUGAUGUCACUGCUGGCCUGUGAGCGUGUUCUGAAAGAAUGCUUCAUUUGGCGAAGAAAUGAUGUCCAACUGGAGACCUUGUUAAACUAAACACAGCAAAAUAUUUAACUUGUACAGAAUUUACAACCCAAUAAAGCAUAUCCAAUACACUAA
Pygocentrus nattereri (red-bellied piranha) is the source of this 2024-nucleotide messenger RNA. RefSeq names its product ADP-ribosylation factor-like 4D (gene arl4d). Gene Ontology annotation, cellular component: cytoplasm. Gene Ontology annotation, molecular function: GTP binding; GTPase activity. The transcript has 2 exons. Bases 298 to 900 code for a protein of 200 amino acids. NCBI's taxonomy places the organism in Eukaryota, Metazoa, Chordata, Actinopteri, Characiformes, Serrasalmidae. Gene Ontology annotation, biological process: intracellular protein transport; vesicle-mediated transport. The record is from RefSeq and is a predicted model, not a curated record.